CGGCGGCAGCGCUUGGUGCCUCGUCCCCGGCGGCGCCGCCAGCAGCACGGGGUGGCCCCGCAGCGCUUGCUGCCCCGUCUGCGAGGGGGGAGCUGCGCGGCGGGGGGGACACGCACGCACACGACAUCGCCCUGCCCCACGAGGAGUGGAGAGCGCCGCACCGAGCACCCUACCCCGGCGUCCCGUCCCCCCCACCGCCCGACGCCGCGGAGUGGUGACCCGCUCACGGGGGAGCGGAACCCCAGAAGGAGACAAACGGAAGGUAGAAGGUUUUAAGUGGACAGGACACUAAAAAAAACCAAGAAAAAUGCCGAAACCAAUCAACGUUAGAGUAACCACAAUGGAUGCAGAGUUGGAAUUUGCCAUCCAGCCCAAUACAACAGGCAAGCAGCUAUUUGAUCAGGUGGUGAAAACUGUUGGUCUUCGUGAAGUCUGGUUUUUUGGGCUACAGUAUGUGGACAGCAAAGGCUACUCAACUUGGCUGAAGCUAAAUAAAAAGGUAACACAGCAAGAUGUAAGGAAAGAAAAUCCUUUGCAGUUUAAGUUCAGGGCCAAGUUUUUUCCAGAGGAUGUAUCUGAAGAAUUAAUUCAGGAAAUAACUCAGAGACUUUUCUUCCUGCAAGUCAAAGAAGCGAUCUUAAAUGAUGAAAUAUAUUGCCCACCAGAAACGGCAGUUCUUCUGGCUUCUUAUGCUGUCCAGUCCAAGUAUGGAGACUACAGCAAGGAGAUACAUAAACUAGGCUACCUAGCCAAUGACAGACUUCUCCCUCAGCGUGUGUUAGAACAGCACAAACUGACAAAAGAACAGUGGGAAGAAAGAAUACAGAACUGGCAUGAAGAGCACAGAGGAAUGUUAAGGGAAGAUUCCAUGAUGGAAUACCUUAAGAUAGCACAAGACUUGGAAAUGUAUGGAGUCAACUAUUUUGAAAUAAAGAAUAAAAAAGGAACUGAAUUGUGGCUAGGAGUUGAUGCUUUGGGUCUGAAUAUAUAUGAGCACGAUGAUAAGCUGACACCCAAGAUUGGUUUUCCUUGGAGUGAAAUAAGAAACAUCUCUUUUAAUGACAAAAAAUUUGUCAUAAAGCCAAUUGACAAAAAGGCGCCUGAUUUUGUUUUUUAUGCACCCCGACUGAGAAUUAACAAGCGAAUUUUGGCACUGUGUAUGGGAAAUCAUGAAUUGUACAUGAGAAGGAGGAAACCUGAUACAAUUGAAGUGCAGCAGAUGAAGGCCCAAGCUAGAGAGGAGAAACAUCAGAAACAAUUGGAAAGGGCGCAAUUAGAAAAUGAGAAGAAGAAAAGGGAGAUAGCAGAGAAGGAAAAGGAAAGAAUAGAGCGAGAAAAGGAGGAAUUAAUGGAACGCUUAAGACAAAUUGAGGAGCAAACAAUGAAAGCUCAGAAAGAGUUAGAGGAACAGACUCGAAGAGCUCUUGAACUAGAUCAGGAACGAAAGCGUGCGAAAGAGGAAGCGGAGCGCCUGGAAAAAGAACGUCGAGCAGCUGAAGAAGCUAAAGCUGCUCUAGCCAAGCAGGCAGCUGAUCAAAUGAAGAAUCAAGAGCAGCUAGCAGCAGAACUUGCUGAAUUCACUGCCAAGAUUGCACUUCUAGAGGAGGCCAAGAAAAAGAAAGAGGAGGAAGCCUCGGAGUGGCAGCACAAAGCAUUUGCAGCCCAAGAGGACUUGGAAAAGACCAAAGAAGAGCUGAAAUCUGUGAUGUCUGCUCCUCCCCCGCCUCCUCCCCCACCAGUUAUUCCUCCAACAGAGAAUGAACAUGAUGAACACGAUGAGAACAAUGCUGAAGCCAGUGCAGAACUGUCUUCUGAUGGUGUCAUGAAUCACAGGAGUGAGGAAGAACGGGUAACAGAAACACAGAAAAAUGAACGUGUUAAGAAGCAGCUCCAGGCUUUAAGUUCUGAGUUGGCUCAAGCCAGAGAUGAAACCAAGAAAACACAAAAUGAUGUCCUUCACGCUGAGAAUGUUAAAGCAGGCCGUGAUAAGUACAAGACUCUUCGACAAAUCCGACAAGGCAAUACAAAGCAGCGUAUUGAUGAGUUUGAAGCAAUGUUACAAAAGUACGAUCUCUUGCAGCCCUUAGGAUAGGAACAAGGUAAAGAUCAUCAGAAGACCUGGGGUCUGCCAAGGCCUGCUCUUGUGCUUCUCUAAAUCUGGACAGUUUACAGCAUUUUAAAUUAGAUGCUGCCUGGUCCAUGAAGAGUUUUUUGGAAGGACCACGAGGUGCUGUUACAACAGUUCACUAAUGUUUGGUUCUUUCAUGGUCUCUUUAAGUCUUUCAUUCUUUCGUUGUCUUUUUCUCAGGAUAAAAUUAGCUUUUUGAAGUAUUUAAGCUGUUGCUCUUUCCAGGAAAAAAAACCAACCAAACAGUAUGUUAAUCUUUGUCAUGUAAUGGGACAUGCUAGAGUGAACAAUGGUGUGACCCUUCAAAGCAGGAAGAAGUUCUUCAGUAGGAGGGUGGUGGGACUCUGGAAUAGGCUCUGCCCAGGGAGGUUGUGGAUGCCUGCUCCCCUGGGAGUGUUCAAGGCCAGGCUGGAUGAGGCCUUGAGCAGCUGAGUCUAGUUGAGAGGUGUCCGUGCCCAUGUGGGGGAGGUUGGAGUAGAUACCUCUGUGGUCCCUUCUAACCUAAGCCAUUCUAGGAUUCUGUGAAAUUGCUGGAGGAAUCUUGCAGGUCUUUGCCCUCAGACGAUGUAGUGUGGGAAGCCUGACGCUGCAUCCAGCCUGGGUAAAGUGAACUAAGAGUUAGAUACUUUCCAAGUUUUAUUGGUUUUCUACACAGUUUCUAAUAGCCUUGGUGAUACACGAAGAGUGCCAGAUCAUUUUCUAAUGUAAACUUCCCAGCUUGAGCUGUCUGUACAUAAUGUUUCCAGUGUAAGCACCCGUUGCUAUUUGCCUUUUUGUACCCUCUUGGGAUGUGCAUACUGUGUAUACCUAACUGUGUUCAGUGGUGCACCCUGCACAAAAAAACCUGAAUAAAUGGGUUUUCAUGUUAA
Molecule: messenger RNA, 2997 nt
Organism: Pogoniulus pusillus (Red-fronted tinkerbird)
Lineage: Eukaryota; Metazoa; Chordata; Aves; Piciformes; Lybiidae
Gene: RDX
Product: radixin
Exons: 15
Coding region: 308-2092 (594 amino acids)
Biological process (GO): positive regulation of early endosome to late endosome transport; positive regulation of protein localization to early endosome; regulation of cell shape
Cellular component (GO): microvillus; filopodium; cytoskeleton
Molecular function (GO): actin binding; cell adhesion molecule binding
Source: RefSeq, a predicted model, not a curated record